ACGGAAGCCAAUUACUUAUAUUAAAGUCCAUUUCUCUUGCUCUCAGCAAAACCUUUGAGGUUUCAAUUUCAACCUCUGAUUUUUCAUUGGUGUUAUUCCAAUGGAUUCAAGAGCUUGCAUCCUUAGACUCAGCAUUGCAUAUCUUUCCCUUUUGAUGCUAAUUUCCACUCUUUUCCCUUUGUGUGAUGCUAUAAAUCAUGGAAGAGGUAGUAGAAGCUCCUCCAUCAAAUCAUGGAAAAAAUUAAAAUCUCAAAACCGUUUAAACAAAUUUUCAUCAUUUGAGUAUUCAGAUAUUGAUUCAUCAUAUGGUUCUCCUUCAUCUCUAGCAUUACCACCUUAUUAUAAUCCACUAGCACCACAACCUACCUCUCUACCUCCCUAUUCCCUUGUUCCAAACCCACCUCAUGAUGUUGUUGGGCCACCAAGCCCAAAAAUCAUAGUUACAACUCCGCCACCUCCAAGCCCACCAAAACAUGUUCCAAGCCCACCUAAAAGUGUUAUAAGCCCACCUAAUGUGUACCCACCACCACCACCCUCACCUUUAGUAAACCAUAAAAAGCCACCGCAAUAUGCUAUUUGGUGUGUGGCAAAGCCCACUGUUCCUGAUCCAAUGAUUCAAUUGGCUAUGGACUAUGCUUGUGGAUCUGGGGCUGAUUGCAAAUCAAUUCAGCCCAAUGGGUCAUGUUUCCAGCCCAACACAUUGUUGGCCCAUGCUUCUUAUGCCUUCAAUAGCUAUUGGCAGAAGACUAAGAAUGGUGGGGGCACUUGUGAUUUUGGUGGUAUUGCAAUGCUUGUCACUGUUGAUCCAAGUUAUGACAAGUGCAGCUUCAUGUUGACUUAGUUGAUGCCGGAUUUCAUACGGUGGAAUGAAUGCUUGCCAGUAACAGGGAUUUGUGUGAUGUUUUUGUUUUUGAUCAAAUGGACAGUGAUCUAUCCUUAGUUUAGCCAUGAAUUAAGUUUGCUUAUAAUAAAUUAAUGUUGACUAUGUUGAUUUCUUUCUAUAAUAUAGCCAUUUGAAUACUUGUUAGAUAUUGAAAACCUCUCCUUCCGACAUGAAUUUUUUAUGUAACAACAAAUCCCUUCUUAGUGACAUUAUUGGAGUUACCUGGAUGUCGAUUUUUAUAGGAAUAUCUAUAGUUGCAAUUUAUGAAUUGUACUUCAGUAUGGUUUUAAAUUGAGUUAAGGUCGCGAAUGCGGUUAUGUUUA
Molecule: messenger RNA, 1206 nt
Organism: Cicer arietinum (chickpea)
Lineage: Eukaryota; Viridiplantae; Streptophyta; Magnoliopsida; Fabales; Fabaceae
Source: RefSeq, a predicted model, not a curated record